Echinops telfairi (small Madagascar hedgehog) is the source of this 4403-nucleotide messenger RNA. It is a transcript of the gene KTN1, whose product is annotated as kinectin 1. The transcript is spliced from 43 exons. Bases 34 to 4095 code for a protein of 1353 amino acids. Gene Ontology annotation, molecular function: kinesin binding. Gene Ontology annotation, cellular component: endoplasmic reticulum membrane. The record is from RefSeq and is a predicted model, not a curated record. Lineage: Eukaryota; Metazoa; Chordata; Mammalia; Afrosoricida; Tenrecidae. Gene Ontology annotation, biological process: protein transport; microtubule-based movement.
GAUUUGUAGGAUCACAAUAACAAGAAAAGCACCAUGGAGUUUUAUGAGUCAACCUAUUUUAUUGUCCUUAUUCCUUCAAUAGUUAUUAUAGCAAUUUUCCUCUUCUUCUGGCUUUUUAUGAAAGAAACGUUAUAUGAUGAAGUUCUUGCAAAACAGAAAAGAGAACAAAAGCUCAUUCCUACAAAAAUAGAUAAGAAGAAGGCAGAAAAGAAAAAAAAUAAGAAGAAAGAAAUCCAGAAUGGGAACCUUCCUGAAUCGGAUUCUGAAAUUAUCCCUCGGGAUUUCAAACUCCUGGAUGUCUUGGCAGCAGCAGAGGAGGAGCAGGUUAUUCCUCUGAACGUGAGUGAGUCAUCGAGUAGUGUGAGGGAAAGGAAGAAGAAGGAAAAGAAGCACAAACCUGUACUUGAAGAACAGGUCCCCAAGGAAAGUGACGUGUCCAAGAUUCCUGGCAAAAAAGCAGAACCUGUUCCAGUUACUACCCAGCCAGCCGCCCCAUCUGAAGCCGCUGUCGCAAGGAAGAAACCAGGGCAGAAGAAGUCUAAAAAUGGAAGCGAUGACCAGGAUAAAAAGGUGGAAAUGCCUGUGGCACCUUCCAAAAAGCAAGAAUUCUUACCCCUCCAUCAAGACACUAAGCAGGAAAGUGGAUCAGGAAAGAAGAAAGUCUCAUCAAAGAAACAAAAGAUAGAGAAUGUACUGGUAGAUGAUCCGCACAUUCACGCAACUUAUAUUUCUUUGAUGGAUAAUGUUGAUUCAAAUCCUAUGGUGGAUAAGAGAGAGGUUGUUGAUCUGAUUACACCAGACCAAGUAGAAGGGACCCAGAAAAUGGGGGCUAAGAAACUGAAGACCGAAACUGACAAAGAAAAUGCUGAAGUGAAAUUUAAAGAUUUUCUUCUGUCGUUGAAGACCAUGAUGUUUUCUGAAGAUGAAGCCCUCUGUGUUGUAGACCUGCUAAAGGAGAAGUCAGGUGUGAUACAGGAUGCUUUCAAGAAGUCUAGUAAAGGGGAACUGACUGCACUCGCCCAUCAGCUUCAAGAAAAAGAGAAACUCCUCGUUGCUGCAAAGGAAGAUGCUGCUGCUACCAAGGGUCGGUGCAAGCAGUUAACCCAGGAAAUGAUGACAGAGAAAGAGAGAAGCAAUGUGGUUAUAGCAAGGAUGAAAGAUCGGAUUGGAACAUUAGAAAAAGAGCACAAUGUAUUUCAAAACAAAAUGCAUGUCAGUUAUCAGGAGACCCAGCAGAUGCAGUUGAAGUUUCAGCAAUUUCGUGAGGAGAUGGAAGAAGAGAGAGCUCGUUUGAAGCAGGAAAAUGGUAUACUGAGAGAUGCUGUCAGCAAUACUACAAACCAACUGGAAAGCAAGCAGUCUGCUGAACUGAAUAAACUGCGCCAGGAUUACGCGAGGCUAGUGAAUGAGCUGACUGAGAAAACGGGAAAGCUACAACAAGAGGAAGGCCAAAAGAAGAAUGCAGAGCAAGCAGUUACUCAGCUGAAGGUUCAACUACAAGAAGCUGAGCGGAGGUGGGAAGACGUCCAGAGCUAUAUCAGGAAGAGAACAGCAGAACAUGAGGCAGCACAACAAGAUUUACAGGGCAAAUUUGUGGCCAAAGAAAAUGAAGUACAGAGUCUGCAUAGUAAGCUGACAGAGACUUUGAUGUCCAAACAACACCUGGAGCAAAGACUAAUGCAGUUAAUGGAAUCAGAACAGAAAAGGGCGAACAAAGAGGAAUCUCUGCAAAUGCAAGUCCAGGAUAUUUUGGAGCAGAAUGAGGCCUUGAAAGGUCAAAUCCAGCAAUUCCAUUCUCAGAUAGCGGCCCAGACCUCUGCUUCAGUUCUAGAAGAACUGCAUAAAGUGAUUGCAGAAAAAGAUAAGCAGAUAAAACAAACUGAAGACUCUUUAGCAAAUGAACUCGAUCAUUUAACAAGCAAAGAGGAAGAACUUAAGGAUAUACAGAACAUGAAUUUCUUAUUAAAAGCUGAAGUACAAAAAUUACAGGCCCUCACCAAUGAGCAGGCUGCUGCUGCGCACGAACUGGAGAAGAUGCAAAAGAGUGUUCAUGUUAAGGAUGAUAAAAUAAGACUGCUUGAGGAUAAGCUACAAUGUGCGAUUUCAAACAAAAUGGGAGAAUUUAAGAUUUUAAAUGACCAAAACAAAUCAUUAAAACUAGAAGUUCAGAAGCUACAAACCCUUGUUUCUGAACAGCCUAAUAAAGAUGUUGUGGAACAAAUGGAAAAAUGCAUCCAAGAAAAAGAUGAGAAGUUAAAGACUGUAGAAGAAUUACUUGAAACUGGACUAAUUCAGGUGGCGACUAAAGAGGAUGAAUUAAAGGUAUUAAGAAAAGAAAACUCAUCUCUGACGAAGGAAGUCCGAGACUUAAAGGCUAAACAAAGUGAUCAGGUUUCCUUUGUAUCUCUAAUUGAAGAACUCAAGAAAGUGAUUCAUGAGAAAGAUGGAAAGAUCAAAUCUGUAGAAGAGCUUCUAGAAGCCGAACUUCUCAAAGUUGCUAAUAAGGAAAAAACCAUUCAGGAUUUGAAACAGGAAAUAGAGGCUCUGAAAGAAGACGUAGGAAAAAUCCAGCUUGAAAAGGCUCAACAGUUAUCCAUCACUUCUCAAGUUCAGGAGCUUCAGAAAUUAUUAAAAGGAAAGGAGGAACAGAUGAAUAGUAUGAAGGCUGUUUUAGAAGAAAAGGAACAGGACUUAGCAAACAGGGUGAAAUGCUUACAGGAUCUUCAAGAAGAAAACAAAUCUUUUAAAGCUGAGAUCCAAGAGGAAGCACAGCAUAACUUGAAAGAGACAUAUUCUGCAUCACGAUUUAAAGAACUUGAGACUGUAUUGAAAACAAAGGAAAAUGAAAUGAAGAAAGUAGAAGAAAUGCUGAAAGAGAGGGAGUGUGAUCUUUCCACCAAAACAAAGCUGUUACAGGAGGUGCAAGACGAAAACAAAUUGUUUAAAUCGCAAAUUGAACAGCUUACACAUCAGAACUACCAAGAGGUGUCUCCUCCUUUCCCUCAGGAAGAAAUGUUAAAAGUAAUUUCAGAGAGAGAGAGAGAAAUAAUUGGUCUCCAGAGUGAGUUAGAUUCUUUGAAGGAUGCUGUUGAACACCAGAGGAAGAAAAACAAUGACCUUCGGGAGAAAAACUGGGAAGCAAUGGAAGCAUUGGCAUCAACUGAAAAAAUGCUGCAGGACAGAGUGAACAAGACUGCCAAGGAAAGACAACAACAUUUAGAAGCGGUGGAGUUGGAAGCUAAAGAAGUUCUGAAAAAAUUAUUUCCGAAGGUGUCUGUCCCAUCUAAUUUGAGUUAUAGUGAAUGGUUACGUGGAUUUGAAAAGAAGGCAAAAGAAUGUGUGACUGAAUCUUCAAGUUCAGAGGAGGUUAAGGUUCUAGAGCACAAGUUGAAAGAGGCUGAUGAGAUGCACUCCUUGUUACAGCUAGAGUGUGAAAAAUACAAGUCUGUCCUUGCAGAAACAGAAGGGAUUUUACAGAAGCUCCAGAGAAGUGUAGAGCAAGAAGAAAACAAAUGGAAAGUUAGGGUUGACGAAUCACAGAGGACACUUAAACAGAUGCAGUUGUCAUUCACUUCUUCGGAACAAGAGCUAGAGCGAUUAAGAAGAGAAAAUAAAGAUAUUGAAAAUUUGAGAAGAGAACGAGAGCAUUUGGAAAUGGAGCUAGAAAAGGCAGAAAUGGAGCGAUCUACUUAUGUUACAGAAGUCAGAGAGCUGAAAGAUCUGUUGACUGAAUUGCAGAAAAAACUUGAUGAUUCAUAUUCUGAAGCAGUAAGACAGAAUGAAGAGCUAACUUUGUUAAAGGCGCAGUUAAACGAAACACUCACAAAACUUAGAACUGAACAGAAUGAAAGACAGAAGGUAGCUGGUGACUUGCAUAAGGCCCAACAGUCACUGGAUCUUAUUCAGUCAAAAAUAGUAAAAGCUGCUGGAGAUACCACUGUUAUUGAGAACAGUGAUGUUUCUCCAGAAUCGUCGUCCGAGAAAGAGACUGUGUCUGUAAGUCUCAACCAGACUGUCACACAGCUACAGCAGUUGCUGCAGGAAGUGAACCAGCAACUCACGAGGGAGCAAGAACACGAUCAGAUACUAGAGUGAAGUAAUUGGAAAACUGUUCGUUCAAGGAUAACAGAAGGCAUUGUAUUAUAUUUUGCCAAAUUAAAGCCUUAUUUAUGUUUUCACCCUUUCUACUUUGUCAGAAACACUGAACAGUUUUGUCUUUUCUAAUCCUUGUUAGACUACUGACUUAAAAAGAUAAAAAUAAAAGCCAACUCUGUAGACACAUCAGAGUUUAGUUUUAUAAUAAAAACUGUUUGAAUAAUUAGACCUUUACAUUCCUAAAUAUAAAAAUAAACAUGUAAUCUUUUAUCUUAUUUUGCUCAAUAAAAUUGUUCGGAAGAUCCAAA